Messenger RNA from Fraxinus pennsylvanica, 1869 nucleotides. Lineage: Eukaryota; Viridiplantae; Streptophyta; Magnoliopsida; Lamiales; Oleaceae. The record is from the annotation of a GenBank genome assembly.
AUGCCCGGCGUACCUCUUGUCCGUGAAUCUGCUUACUCCAGAACUGCAGAUCACAUGUGCCGUGAGGACACCUGUGCGCAUUUGUCUCUGGAAGAGCAAAUUGCAGCUGAGGAGAGCCUGUCAAUAUAUUGCAAACCAGUUGAGCUAUACAAUAUUCUUCAGCGCCGUGCAGUUAGAAAUCCAUCCUUUCUACAAAGAUCUUUGCGGUACAAAAUACAAGCAAAGCACAAAAAGAGGAUAAAAGUUACAAUUUCUCUACCCACAGCUGUAAAUGAUGGAUUUCAAGUUCAAAGCCUUUUUCCCCUGUGUAUAUUGUUAGCAAGGCCAGUUUAUUGCCCAGCAGUUGCUGAGCUCUCUGAAGUUUAUCGUUUUAAUCGAGCGUGUAUAUUAAAGACCUCCACUGGAGCUCAAGGGGCAAAUCAAGAUCAAGGAACAUUUAUUCUCCCUGAGAUUAAUAAGCUAUCAGCAGAAGUCAAGCCUGGCUCUCUUUCCAUCUUGUUUGUCAGCUGCUCCGAAUUUUUCAAGGACCAGAUGGACAUGUCAUCAUUGCCAGACAAUGUCGGAGGGCACUGCUUCCUGGGCAAGAUACCGAUGGAGCUACUUCACUUAUCAUGGGAGAAGUCUCCCGACUUGAGUGCGGGGGAGAGAGCUGAGAUGCUGUCAACAGUUGACUUGCACUCCUACUUCAUGACGACAAGCUUUUUGGGAGAAGACAAAUGCCUUUCAUUUCAGAUUCCUCAUGUCGCCGAAGGCCCGGCUAAGUUGCAGCGACUUCAAGUGAGCAUUGCAGCUGAAGAAGUUGGGGCUAAAGAGAGAUCUUCUUAUGAUUCAUUUUCAUAUAGUGACAUUUCUACCUCUUCAUUGCCUCAGAUCAUUAGGUUGAGGACGGGAAAUGUUGUUUUCAACUACAGAUACUAUAACAAUAAGUUGCAGAAGACUGAAGUGACAGAGGACUUUACAUGUCCUUUUUGUUUGGUGAAAUGUGCAAGCUUUAAGGGUCUAAGAUGUCAUUUAUCCUCCUCUCAUGACCUCUUCAACUUUGAAUUUUGGGUAACUGAAGAAUUUCAAGCUGUAAAUGUUUCUGUGAGAACUGACAUAUGGAGACCUGAGAUAGUUGCAGCUGGUGUUGAUCCUCAGCAACAGAUAUUUUUCUUUUGUUCUAAGCCACUAAGACGUACUAAAUUGAAGUGCCUAGUUCAAAGUUCGAAGCAUGUGCAUCCCUUAGUCUUGGAUUCAGAAUUGCCGGGAUCAAUCAAUCAGCUUCGAGACAAACCUGAUGAGAGCUUGGAACAUGAUGCAUCCACUCUCAAAGUAUCAACUUUGAUAGCUCAGUCUUAUACAGAGCCUGAAGGUCUCCAAUCAUCAUUACCUGGAAGCAGCCUCACACCUCCUGCUAUACUACAGUUUGCCAAGACGAGGAAGUUAUCAGUUGAACGCUCUGACCCCAGAAACCGUGCACUAUUGCAGAAGCGGCAGUUCUUUCACUCUCACAGAGCUCAGCCUAUGGCCAUGGAGCAAGUCCUAUCAGAUCGUGACAGUGAAGAUGAAGUUGAUGAUGAUGUUGCUGAUUUGGAAGAUCAAAGGAUGCUCGAUGACUUUGUUGAUGUUUCAGAAGACGAAAAGAAAUUGAUGCAUCUCUGGAAUUCAUUUGUUAGAAAGCAAAGAGUGAUAGCAGAUGGUCAUAUUCCAUGGGCAUGCGAGGCGUUUUCUAACUUGCAUGGACGGGAUCUUGUUAGGGCACCAGCUUUACUAUGGUGUUGGAGAUUACACAUGAUCAAACUGUGGAAUCAUGGUCUCCUUGAUGCGCGCACCAUGAACAGUUGUAAUACCAUUCUUGAGCAGUUUGAAAACCGAGAUGUGGAUCCUUGA